AUGUAUCAUAGUGAACAAAAUAAAGUGUCAAGCACCGACACUACCCGGACACUGUCAGACACCUGGGCAGCGCGAGAAGGGGGCGGAGCGUCCGAUGAGAGUGACAGCUUCACGCGACGUCUCGGGACAUAUGAUGACAGAUGGACGGGAAGAAAAGACAGACAAAUUUUAGCGAGGGCCGGGUUCGUCUUCACAGGUAUCGGAGACAAGGUUGAGUGUGAACGCUGUGGUCUGAAGCUCCUCAACUGGACGGACACAGAUGACGCCCUACACGAACAUGCCACCAGGAGGACUCACUGCCCCUUCAUCGUCUCCUUGUACCGGAAGCUGGGACAGACACCGCCUCCAAAACAUCCCAAGUACCAAUCUCUACAGGCACGGCUAGACUCUUUCGUUGAUUGGCCGAGAAGGUAUGUCCCCAAAACUCCUGAGGAACUGGCAUCAGCGGGCUUCUUCUACAUCGGGUCAGCUGACCGGGUCACGUGUUUCCAGUGUGGGAUAACUCUGAGAGACUGGGAGGAAGAACAUGACCCUGUGGCGGAACAUCAGAGAUACUCGGAACACUGUCAGUUCAUCAACAAGACAGACCUGAACCAGCUUGGAGUUGCCACAAGGAUAUUAGAAGGAACAGCCACAAACCCACAGCUGUUAGACACUUGUAUUCCCAGUGAAGCAAAUCCACAUCUAAAUACUCCAGUAAGAAGACACAAUGAAGACGUUGGUGGAGCAUGUCAGACCAGGUCAGGUUGUGCGUACUCGUCCGAUGUUUUAGCAUCACUUACGAGACCCGAUACAGAGCAUUCAUCUUUUGCAGCACGCACCUUGACUUUUCAAGGUCAUCACCAUUCCGCCCGUGGACACCAUUCCGAAGAUGGUAACGAACAACCACCUCUUUCCAUGUCUACUCCAAAUAUAAGCCCAGUAACUAUAAAUUCUCAACGACUGGCCGAGGAGAACAGGCGUUUGAAAGAAAACCGCACGUGCAGGGUAUGCCAGACUGAGGCUGCCAGCAUGCUUUUCUUGCCCUGUGGUCAUCUGGUCACGUGCUCGGAUUGUGCGCCAAAAGUGUCUGAUUGUUGUGUGUGCGGGAAAACAAUCCUUGGAACAGUUAAAACGUUUCUAACGUGAGAAGUAUAGUAACUG
This is a messenger RNA of Haliotis rubra (blacklip abalone), 1143 nucleotides long. RefSeq names its product putative inhibitor of apoptosis. Gene Ontology annotation, cellular component: nucleus; cytoplasm. The transcript is spliced from 2 exons. Lineage: Eukaryota; Metazoa; Mollusca; Gastropoda; Lepetellida; Haliotidae. The coding region runs from base 1 to 1128 and encodes 375 amino acids. The record is from RefSeq and is a predicted model, not a curated record.